This is a messenger RNA of Prorocentrum cordatum, 696 nucleotides long. NCBI's taxonomy places the organism in Eukaryota, Dinophyceae, Prorocentrales, Prorocentraceae. The record is from the annotation of a GenBank genome assembly.
AUGGAGCGCAGCGCUCCACUUCCUCCGCGAUGCGCCUCGACUGCGCACGAAAGCCGGUCCAGGCUACUACAUGUUGACCAUCAGCGCGUGCAGCAGAGGCAGGCAGUGGCAGCGGGCGCUGGCGCUGCUGAGCGAGAUGUGGGAGGCGCGCACGGAGCCAGACGACUCAUCAGCUACAACGCCGGGAUCAGCGCGUGCGAGAAGGGAGAGCAGUGGCAGCAUGCCCUAGCGCUGCUAAGCGAGAUGGGGGGAGCGAAAUUGAAGCCCGACGUCAUCAGCUACAACGCUGGGAUGAGCGCGUGCCGCAGAAGUGAGCAUUGGCAGCGGGCGCUGGCGCUGCUGAGCGAGAUGCGGACGGCGGAAGUGGAGCCCAGCGUCAUACGCUACAGUGUUGGGAUCAGCGCUUGCGAGAAAGGUCAGCAGUGGCAGCAGGCCCUGCUUCUGCUCAGGGAGAUGGUCGAGACGAAGUUGGAGCCUACUGUCAUCAGCUACAACGCUGGGAUCAGCGCGUGCCACAGGAGCAAUCAGUGGCAGCGGGCGCUGGCGCUGCUCAGCGAGAUGCGUAAGGCAGAAUCGGAGCCCGACUCAGCUACGGUGCUGGGAUCAGCGCGUGCGAGGACGGCGAGCAGUGGCGGAUGGCUUCUGCUCUGCUCAGCGAGAUGUGGGAGACAAAGUUGGAGCCCGACGAACCCCUAA